AUGAAUUCAACGGCGUUCAAUGACAUGGACGGCGGUCUGUUUUACAACGAGAGUAGCGAGAGGUACUUAAGGUGCUGCAACUUGUCGUCGGUCGUCACGGACAACGGAUUCGUGGCAACUGCACUGGAUGAGAGAAGCAUCUUUAUUAUGCGCGUGGUGCAGAUUGCGGUCAUGUGCGUUCUCGCGCUCACUGUGGUCUUUGGCAUCUUCUUUUUGGGAUGCAACCUCCUCAUCAAAUCCGAGGGAAUGAUCAACUUUUUGGUAACGGAUAGAAGACCGUCUAAGGACGUAGAGGCUGUAAUUGUGGGAUCAUACUAA
Chanos chanos (milkfish) is the source of this 318-nucleotide messenger RNA. RefSeq names its product reprimo, TP53 dependent G2 arrest mediator candidate b (gene rprmb). The record is from RefSeq and is a predicted model, not a curated record. Lineage: Eukaryota; Metazoa; Chordata; Actinopteri; Gonorynchiformes; Chanidae. The coding region runs from base 1 to 318 and encodes 105 amino acids. The transcript has a single exon.